Molecule: messenger RNA, 261 nt
Organism: Acanthoscelides obtectus
Lineage: Eukaryota; Metazoa; Arthropoda; Insecta; Coleoptera; Chrysomelidae
Source: the annotation of a GenBank genome assembly
AUGAAAAAGAUCACUUCCAUACGAGACUGUCUAUUAGCCUCUAUAGCAGCUAUUUCAUCCUUCGUGGUAGUGUCAGUAAGGACAUCAGAUUUGAUUUUACAUCGGUUUGGUUGGCCGUUUUUUCUUGGCGGAGCUCUUGGCAAUGGUCUAACUACUCUAACUGAUUCCAGCGAGAACACAUUAGAAACAGUGCUCCGGAGUGACAAACCGGAUUGUUGUUGGGAUGUGAACAAGUCUCCGAGGCGAAAAUUUCGAGAUUGA